This is a messenger RNA of Chinchilla lanigera (long-tailed chinchilla), 744 nucleotides long. It is a transcript of the gene Cxcl11, whose product is annotated as chemokine (C-X-C motif) ligand 11. Gene Ontology annotation, biological process: chemokine-mediated signaling pathway; antimicrobial humoral immune response mediated by antimicrobial peptide; inflammatory response. Bases 89 to 382 code for a protein of 97 amino acids. The transcript is spliced from 4 exons. Gene Ontology annotation, cellular component: extracellular region. The record is from RefSeq and is a predicted model, not a curated record. Lineage: Eukaryota; Metazoa; Chordata; Mammalia; Rodentia; Chinchillidae. Gene Ontology annotation, molecular function: chemokine activity; CXCR chemokine receptor binding.
UAAGAAUUUCCUUUCAGGUUCACCAUUUCUCCUCCCUCCAAGAAGGGUAUCCAAGCCUAAUCAGGAGCAGCAGCAGCAAUAAAGAAAUAUGAAUUUGAAAGGCAAGGCUAUAAUCUUCGCUGUGAUAUUCUCUGCUACAGUUAUUCAAGGAUUCCCUAUGUUUAAAGGGGGUCGAUGUCUAUGUAUUGGUCCUGGACUGAAAGCUGUAAAAGUGGCAGAUAUUGAGAAAGCGUCCAUAAUUUACCCAAGUAACAGCUGUGACAAAAUCGAAGUUAUUAUUACCCUGAAAGCACAUAAAGGACAACGAUGCCUGAAUCCAAGAUCAAAACAAGCAAGCCUUAUAAUCAAGCUAGUUGAAAGAAAGAAUUCUUCAAAACACUGAAACAUAUGAAGUCCUGGAAAAGAUGAUUUGAAAACCUACAACAAUUUAACUGGGACUGCUGAAAUGAUAAGAAUUCUGCAAUAGAAAAUGACUCUCUCUUGCCUAUUAUAAUAUACAUUUGUGAUUUCUAGGUUACAGAACCUUUCAGGAGAUUAAUACUUGUAACUGUUUCACUGUGACUAUGAAAAAACUUCUGUUUCUAAAAGUAAUGUCUGUUCUUGAGCUAUAUUCCUUAUUAUCUGUAGUUACAAAGGUGACAUUAACACUGUUAAUGGAGUCAUUCUUAUGAACCAAAGCAUGCAUGUGUAGUAAAACAUUCCUCAAAUAAUUUUUCAUGAAAAUAGUUUCCCAACUUAAUAUAA